Molecule: messenger RNA, 2136 nt
Organism: Cercospora beticola
Lineage: Eukaryota; Fungi; Ascomycota; Dothideomycetes; Mycosphaerellales; Mycosphaerellaceae
Product: NAD-dependent epimerase/dehydratase family protein
Source: RefSeq, a predicted model, not a curated record
GCAGCGGCCUUGCUGCGUGGUUGUGAGGAUUUUUCGGGUCCCUUGGUGGCUUGCUUGCCUUUUCCUCUUGCCCUCGUGCUCGGGCUGACUUGUCUUCUUGCAUUCUUCACGAUUGCAUUGCAUUUGAACCCGUACAUUGACAGCCUGUCGGUGUGCAGUCCAUCGAUCCCGAGUUCUCCCUUCGUCCGCUCCGCCCGGCGAUCCUGCGUGGUGCGGUGCUCUGAGUCGCGUCUAACACUGACGCCCUUCUGACUGCGUGCCUGGCAAGCGAAGCGCCCUCGCGCCCACGCACGCGCGCACGCCAGACAGGCCAUUGUUGCACUUGUUCGAACUAGUCGGUCCUUACCGUGGUGGAACCUGGUCGUCGAGCUCCUGCACUCCCUGGUCCUCUGUUUCAUCGACACCAGCGCAUCAACGGCCCAAGCUAAGAAGUCAUUCACUGGAAAUAACGUUUUUCCUUUUGGCAAUUCCAGCUUCACACCGAAUCCGACUCCCGGCCAAAAGCAAACGGGCAUCCGCCGAGCAGCGAGAAGGCUAAACGUGUGUGCUCAUGGCGGACGUCAACGGCGCGCCUGCCGCCGCUGCAAAUGGAGAGUUGGACCCCGCCGGAAUCACUCCCGCCGAUGCUGCUGCUGCGACCGCCAACGGCGAUACGAGCAAGGGGGAGGAAUCGCUAACCAACGGCGAUGGAAAUGCCGUGCAACAAGAGUCGCAACCUGCAGAGAGCCAACCUGCAGAUGUUGCGCCGCCCACGGAAAAUGGCAUGGCAGACCAAACAGCAUCGGAAACACCCGCUGCAGCAUCAAUAGAGCCCGACUCGCGGCCGGCGGUGCUUAUCAUCGGGGGCUUGGGCUAUAUCGGGCGAUAUCUGGCACAUUAUAUCCACACGAACAAGCUUGCUUCGACACUACGGCUGGUCGACAAGCAGCUCCCUCAGUUAGCAGCCCUCGCACCAGAGCACCAGGACGCAUGCUCCGAUGCCAACUUUCUCCAAGCAGAUGCAUCACGAGAACAAUCGCAGGAUCGUAUAUUCGACCUCCCUCCUGGACCCGAUGGCGCAAAGCGAGCAUUCGAUUAUGUCUUCAACUGCGGAGGAGAAACGCGAUUCUCGCAAGAGGAUGAAGUGUACAAGCUGAGAAGCUACCAGCUCAGUCUCACAGUGGGCAAAGAGGCCGCAAAAAGAGGUGUCAAGGCGUUUGUGGAAUGUAGCACUGGAACUGUGUACAACCCGAACAAAACCCCAGUGAAAGAGACGGACAAGACGACGAAACCGCACACGAAACAGGCCAAGUGGAAACUGCAAGCGGAGGAAGAGCUAGCGAAGAUCGACGGGCUGAAACUGGUCAUAUUAAGAUUCCCAAACGUGUAUGGGCCAUACGGAGGACGAGGCUGGUUGGGAACACAACUAGCUCUGGCACGGGUAUACCAGAGUCGAGAAAAAGAGACGAUGAAGUGGCUAUGGAAUGGCGACCUCCGAACAAACACGCUUCACGUUGAAGAUGCCGCCCGUGCAUGCUGGGUCGCGGCCGAAUGGCGUUCGAAGAACGAUUCAAUACCAGGCACUGCGGGCGACUCCCGCGGCGCGCUCGUUUUCAACGUCGUCGAUCAGGGACAGACGAAACAAGCGACCAUGGCUGCAAUCAUCAAGGACAUAUUUGGCAUCGAAACUGGCUUCCAGAAUGCCUUGGUCAACACUUUUGCGAGAUUAAAUCUGGAACAUGUGGUAGACGAUGUGAAUGACGAUACACUGGAUGACUGGGCAGAUCUGCAAGAGGCGGCGGGGAUCACCGACAAAGGCGGACCGUUGAGUCCCUUCAUGGAGAAGGAGAUUUUGAGAGAUGCCGAUUUGAGUAUUGACGGGUCGAGGUUUGAGACGGUUGUUGGCUUCAGACCACAGCAUGAACGAAUCACAAAAGAGGAAGUGGAAGCUGUGAUUGAGAGCUACAAGACCAUGGGCUGGUGGCCUUGAUCGAGCAGCAGCGGCCUGUCUGUCUGACCAGCGAUGGGCAGAAAGCAUGAGCUUCCAGCGAGUUAUUGUCUUGAUUUUCUGUGGAUUAGCGACAUGAAACGGCCGACUUGUGAUAUCCCCGAUAUAUAUACUACAUAGCUAUACAACUUCCAAAGCUAGUGUCCACG